Molecule: messenger RNA, 840 nt
Organism: Sitophilus oryzae (rice weevil)
Lineage: Eukaryota; Metazoa; Arthropoda; Insecta; Coleoptera; Curculionidae
Exons: 1
Coding region: 1-840 (279 amino acids)
Biological process (GO): phospholipid metabolic process; arachidonate secretion
Molecular function (GO): structural molecule activity; A2-type glycerophospholipase activity
Source: RefSeq, a predicted model, not a curated record
AUGAAAUAUUAUAUAAAGCAGCAGCAACAUACUGGUAGUGGUGUUAUAAACACUUUAGUAAACAAAUUACCAUUUGAGUUACAUUUACCGGUAUAUAAUUACUGUGGACCAGGACCUAAAUUAAAUGAACGUUUAGAACGCGGUGACAAAGGUGUUAACAUGUUAGAUGAGGCGUGUAAAGAACAUGAUAUAGCAUAUUCAGAGAGAAAUGAUUUAUCUGAUCGUCAUGAGGCUGAUAAAACAUUACUAAAAGCAGCUCUAAGUAGAACUACUUCAAACGAUGCUUUAUGGAAAGAAAAACUAGCAGCAUUAGGUGUUUCAACUGCAAUGCACACCAAGUUAAAGUUGGGUAUGGGAUUGAAUAAAUUGACAAAUAAAAAUAAAAUUUGUUCAUUCAAAUCUGAACAUCAACAGAGUUCAAAGAUAAUAGAGCAAAUUAUAAAAUAUAUGCAAGUUUAUUUGAAAAAAAUUGAACUAUUGAAAGAUAAACAUCGAAAAUUGUUACAGCAAAAGACUAAAAAUACAAUUACAAAAAAACAAAGUAAACAAAAGAAUAAAAGCUGUAAAGAUAAAGUUCUUCGAGUGAAAUUAGAUAGUAAAAAUCGUAAAUUUGAAAUAAAAAAGAGUAAGUGUUAUGAUAAUGAAGAUGGCAAUGUUGAUGAUUUAAAUAAAAACCAACAGCUUCCUAUUUAUAAUUAUCAUGAAAAGAAAAUUCAACACAAAAUUAAGAGAAGCAAUCAUGUACAAAGUAAAGAAAAAAAGCAAGAACCGUUGACUGAAAUUAUAAAAAAGGUAAAAAACGUAGAAUUUUCGAGGAUGAUGAUCAUGAAAUGGAUUUAA